AUGAAUUUGUUUGGGUGGCGGAAGAGCGUGAACAUCAGCGAGCAAGACCUGACCUUUAAAGUUCGUUACCUUGGUAAUGUUCAGACCACUUUAAUGAAAGGUGAAGGAUGUGUUGAUCGUCCUACAAAUGCCAUAUGGAACAACUACCUUCGCAGCGACAACCUGGGGAUUGAGAUGACAGUUGUAGUCACUGCUUCAGGAAUGAAAGCAUAUACCAAAGAGCAGGGUCUUACAGAAUAUCGAGCCCACAGAAUAUCUUACUGCAUUGCACACCCUGCAUAUCCUCGCCUCUUUGUGUGGGUGUACCGGCACGAGGGUCGGAAGAUGAAAAUGGAGCUACGUUGCCAUGCUGUUAUGUGCAAAAAUGAGGCAAAAGCCAAAACUAUGGCUCUCCAACUGCAUCAGAAACUCACAUUUGCUCUCAAGGAAUUCCAGCGAGAGAAAUUACGAAAACAAAACUCAAGACUUACUGUUCAGCGCACCAAAGUAUUGUCUAACAAUGGCAACAUCCUUCCUCUACGAACACAGCUUUUGAGCACAGCAAAAAAUUUCCGACCACCUGUGUCAAAAUCUCAAGCAGCACUUAAGCUUGGCGCCAUCACAGAAGAUGAAGAAGAUGAGUGCAUUGGUGCUGACGAAGAAGAAAUGAUUAAAAUGAAAUACCACGGACUAAAACGAGGAAGUGUGGGUCCUCGAUUGCAGGGUAAUAAUAACAAUGACAUCUUUCUACCAUCCCUUCCAGGAGUUGGUCCUUCUUCACAGCGUGAGCUCUUUCAUCACGGUGAAGAGCACCAUGACAUCCUGGAGGCUUUAGAUCUAGAAUCGGCUGAUUCCUUUGAUGCAGACUACUUCAACUGUGACCCUAUCAUCAACCUUGAACUUGGUAAUGACCUGAAUGAGCUUCGUAAGGAUGAUGCUGUCAAGUACUGCAUGAACAACAAUUCCGACUCGGAUGAAGAGAGCGCAGAAUCAGGAUAUCACGAUCAAGACCAGGAUGCAACAGAGUGUGAGAAGGAAAAACUGAGAAGUAAAGAGCCAGAAAUGACAGAAGAUGAAGAAUAUGCAGUUGUGAUUUGUCAGUUACCCUCUAUGUGA
This is a messenger RNA of Candidula unifasciata, 1095 nucleotides long. The record is from the annotation of a GenBank genome assembly. NCBI's taxonomy places the organism in Eukaryota, Metazoa, Mollusca, Gastropoda, Stylommatophora, Geomitridae.